AAAUCGACCCAGCGAAGGAUUGCCUUUUCUGGACCUGGACCUCCUUUGUCACCUACAUCCUCAGCAGCACCUCACCAUGCGUGCCCUCGUGCUCGGUUUGUUCGCUGCCUCACUCCUGGCGAGUGCCGUGGCCUUCAUCUCUGAAGAGGACAUCAAUGAGCUGGUGAGACGGCGGCACACGCACCACCUGCAGAUGCCCAUCGAGGUGGUCAUGCUGUGCGUGUGUGUGUGUGUCAGACGUCUGUGUACGGCCACGAGGAUGUGCACCGCGGCUUGAGCAUGGAGGAUGAGCCCAUCCCUUUCGGCGCUGCAUCGCCCGAGUGCAAGGUGAGCACUCAAUCACCCGGACACACACAAACGUGGGAAGGCCUGCCUGCUUUGGGAGGGAGGGAGACGCGCUUUUGUGUGUGAUUGUGGUUUGUUGGUUGUGUGAUGUCAUUCAUCGUUCAGGAGUGCGUCAAGAACGGCACCAAGUGGGUUAUCGAGCACGCCGCGCGCAGGUUCGUCGAGAAGUGCAAGACCACCGAAAACCCCAAGUUCAAGAAGAUCUGCGAGAAGGCCAAACAGCACAAAGGUACCCACACACACAAUAUAUGUCCACACAGACGUGUCUCGCCCGCCCCGCUCAUCGGCUGUCCCUCUGUGUGAUGUGUGCAGCUGUGGCGUUGGGUGCGCUGAUCUACAAGGUCAGGCCCAUCAGUCUGGCCUUCGCUUACUGUGCCGGCAAGGGCCCGUGCGCCAGCCCCGAGGAGGAGACCGACGCCACCAUGGAGAGCAGCGUCAUGGCUCUCGACAUGGACCAGCUCAUCACCGUAUGGCACACACACACACACACACAGAGUCACAUCGACACACCGACUCAGUUAGCUAGAUGGUGUGGUGUGUGGGUGUGCAGACUUUGGAGAAGGAGUUCAACAUCGAUGAGAACGAGGACGAGCCCGAGGAGGUCGAGGACAAGGAGGGAUGCCACUGCGACUGCGAUUGCUCCAACGGAUGCAGUUGCCCCGGCUGCCACUGCAAGGCCGAACCAGUGCCUUACCACGGUGAGAGAGAAGGGGAAAAAGGGAAAGAAUCGAAUCAUCCACUCACACACCCCACCCCACCAUACACACGUACACACGAUUAGGGUUGCCUCUCCUCUCUGUGUGCGUGUCAGUGUUCACUCACCUUGGCGAGGCUGCUGAGGCGGCUGACGAUGAGGGCGACGACGCCCACUGCCCCAUGAUGACGCACGACGAGCUGCACCAGGAGUACCGCGACAGCAUGGCCCAGGAGGAUAAGGACGACUGCACCGACGAGGAGGACACGGGCGUAUCCCUCCGCCGCGGACGCCACCGUGGCCGCGGACCCAGGUACGUCUGGCUGUCACGGGGCAGUGUCCGUCCAUUGAAUGCCAUUCGCUGACUGUCUCUGUCUGUGUGUGUGUCAGCUGCGUGUGCAAGUACUGCGUCAAGAAGACCGCGAUGCGCGUCAUGAAGAAGGUGGUGCGUCGCGUGGUGCGGUUCUGCGAGGGGACGGACAAGCCGAUGGCCAAGAAGGCUUGCCAGGCCGCCAAGGACCACCCCAAGGUCGCAUUCGGCUAUUUGCUCGCGAAGGUGAGUCAGUCAGUCAGUCAAUCCACACACACCUGCCUACCUGCCUUCAUAGAGAGAGACAGAGACAACUGGUGGCGGUGUGUGUGUGUGUGGUGUCUGUGACGUGAUGUGAUUUUAGGUGGAGCCUUGGAAGUUCGCCGUGGGUUUCUGCAAGGGGCUGGGUGUGUGUGGCAACCCUUUCGGCCGCCCCCCCCACCACCACCACCCCUACGGCACAGACAGCAGCGAGAACAACGAGGAGCUGGCCGUGGCCUAAGCAACGAGCCUCUCUUUUUCUUACCUGCGCUGCCCACACACAUGCACACAUUCACAAGCACGCCAUUACUAGUCAGGUUGUAGUAAGCACGGGGGAGUGAGUGAGUGAGGGAGAGGGGAGAGAGAGGGGCUGCGUGGUAUUUCUUGUAGUGGGCUCUGCGUGGCUGGGUGGCUGGCCGGGUCAGGGGGCGCUUCGUACGUGCGUAUGUGAUGGUUUUUGGUGGGCUGGCCGGCGGGGGGGAGGGGCAUGGGGGAGGGGAGGGGGGUCGUCUAUCGUCAUGAUGGCUGCCCUCCGUGUCGGGCUGCUCGCUGAUAUGUACCGAUUGUUUGGUGCCUGCCUGCCUGCCUUUUCCCGUCUGCGUAUCUAUCUUGGUAGUUUUUUCCGGUCAGACGAAUGAAGCGCAUGAGGAGCGAGCACCCGAGAGACAAGGAGCUUUACACGAGGGAGGCGGGCAUUUAGCAAGCCUGAUUCUUGUAGUGUCCAAUCGUGCGUACGUAUGUUGAGAGUGCGACAGGUGCGGAGAUCGAUGGGUUGUUUGUGAACCGCAGCAAAGCUAGACGGACGGACGGACGGACUUGUUUGUGGAUCGAUCGAUGGAUGGGUGUAUGUGGUGGGGUAUGUGGUGGGCUUCGGGGAGCACACGAGAAAGGGGGCGGGGAGCACAAACACAGAGAGGUAGGGGUGUGUGGAUGGAUGGAUUGAAGUCCUGCCUCGAUUGUCUGAGACGGUCUGACUGUUGGCCUUAAGAAAGGCAAGAAGGUCGUGGAAGAAGAGCCUUUUCACUCUUCUUUGCAUGAUGUUGUUGCCUUUUUCGAGGCCAACGACCUGGCCGAUGCGGGACUGCCAUAUUCCUACACCUAUGCGUGUAAAGGGGGGCUCUUUGUUGUUUUUUAUGCACACGCACCUUCACACGAACCAGACAGACUCUUGUCACUCACAUGAAAGCGCAUCGAGAAAGGACAAUGAUCGGUCGCGAAAUGGGUGGUUGAUGCAAUGUGGUGGUCCCU
This is a messenger RNA of Vitrella brassicaformis, 2858 nucleotides long. Lineage: Eukaryota; Vitrellaceae. The record is from the annotation of a GenBank genome assembly.